This is a messenger RNA of Lodderomyces pseudojiufengensis, 1851 nucleotides long. RefSeq lists its product as uncharacterized. Gene Ontology annotation, biological process: synaptonemal complex assembly; meiotic recombination checkpoint signaling. Lineage: Eukaryota; Fungi; Ascomycota; Pichiomycetes; Serinales; Debaryomycetaceae. The record is from RefSeq and is a predicted model, not a curated record. Gene Ontology annotation, cellular component: nucleus. The coding region runs from base 1 to 1851 and encodes 616 amino acids. The transcript has a single exon.
AUGCAGCUUCAACUACAAAAACAAGCAAUUACACAACAACAAUCACAAUUAUUAAUUCAUGAAUUAAUAAGUGUUUCAAUAAAUUGUAUAACAUUUUUAAGAAAUAUAUUUAAUGAUAAUAAUUACAUUGAUACAAAAUAUUAUGGUGAUAAAGACUCACAGACUAAUUAUAUAAGAACUAAAAAAUUAAUAUUUGGAGUUAGUGAAUUAGGUGAUAAAAUGAUAAAAUAUAUUGAUGAAGGUAUAAAAGAUGCUAUAUUAAAAGAAUAUUUAAAAGCUAUACAAUUUUCAAUUCAAACUUUUAAAGGUGAAUCAAGUAAUGUUGUUGAAAGUUAUGUUUUUGGAAUUGAUUAUAAAAAUAAACAAAUUAAUUUAUCUAAUAAUAAUUCUUCAAAAUUUACAACAACUUUUACUGAAGAUGAUGAUUUAGAUUAUAAUACAAUAUUAAGUAAAAUUCAAAAUUUAAUUAGAAAAUUAAUUUUAUUAACUCAAUCUUUUAAUAAUUUACCAAAAAAGAAAGAAAUAUCAAUUAGAUUAUUAUUUAAUGAUUCUUGUCCAAAAGAUUAUCAACCUCCUUAUUUUCAAGAUGCUUCAGAUUUACCACCAAAUUUAAUUAAAAUUGAUGAUGAAGAAGAAGAUGAAAAUGAAAAUAUAAAUGAUUUAGGUUCAGUCAAAACAGGUAAACAUGAUAUUAAUCUAAGAGUAUUUGUUGAAAGUAAAAAAUCAAAUGAAAUAAAUCAAAAAACUAUUGAUCCAUUUACUUUAUUUAUUAAUGAUGAUGAAUACGAUUUUGAUGUUAAUCAAUUAGAACCAUUAGAUGAUAUACCUCCAUCUUCAUUAAGAUUAGAUAGUUAUAUGAAUUCAAAUAAUGAUCAAGAAACAGGAUUAACUCAAAAAUUAACUAAUAUAACUACUAAUUCAACUACCAGUAAUUCAUUAAAUUGUAAAAAAUGUUUAAAAGAAUUAAAUUAUAUUGAAUAUGGAUAUGAUGAACCGACUAAUAGAUCAAUUUUAUGUUUUAAUUGUUUAAUUCCUGAAAAUAAUAUAUAUUUAAAAAUAUUAAUGAAAAUUAGAUUAUUUUGGGAUUAUUUCUUAAAAAAUGAAAUUCAAAUUGAUGAUGAAUUGAUGAAAUUUUUUAAAUUGGAUUUGGUUCAUGAUUUGGAAAUUAUUAAAGGAAUUUUUAAUUGGUUUUUUAAAAAUCUGAUAUUAAUUACAACAAAUGAAACUCAUAUUAAAAUUAAUUCAUCAAGUUAUGUUAAAGGUUGUGGUACAAUAGUCCCAAUGAUUGAAGGUUUGAAAAAUCAAAUUGGCAAUGAAUUAAAAAAAGGUAAUUUAUAUAACAUUUCAUUUAUUCCAAUUUUAAAAUUAGAAUAUCCUUUUUAUUCUUAUGAUUCAAAUAUUGAUAAAUUAAUUUAUCCAAAUUAUAAAGUUUUAAAACCUAAUUUUGUUAGAAAUCAAAUUAAUAAAAUCAAAUCAUCAUUAGAAGAAUUUAAUGAAUUUAGUCAAUCAAAUACUAUUAUUCCUGAUUCUCAACCAUUAUCUGGUAUUUUAUCUUCAAAAUUUCAAAAUAAAAGAAUUAAACCAAUUAUUGAAGUAUCUGAACCUAGUGAUAAUGAUGAAGAUAACAAUGAAGAAGAUAAUGAAGAAGAUGAAGAUGAAAAUGAUAUAACUAAAAAUGAAAAUGAACCAUUUAGUUUACCAUAUGAUGGAACUUCAUUUGCUGAUUCAAUUGAUUAUUUAUCUCAAGGUACAUCAAAAUUAAGUAAUGAUACUCCCAAAAAAAGAAUAAAUGAAAAUAUAAUUGAUAAAAGGGAAUCAAUUAAAAGAAGAAAAAUUAGUGUAAAUGUAUAA